Molecule: messenger RNA, 1671 nt
Organism: Danaus chrysippus (African queen)
Lineage: Eukaryota; Metazoa; Arthropoda; Insecta; Lepidoptera; Nymphalidae
Source: the annotation of a GenBank genome assembly
AUGGCUUUCUGUAAGUCAACUCCUACCUCGGCCCCCGUGAGAGCGGCAGCACGUGUCUCAACCACUGACAAUAAGAGCCUGUGUGAUAUGGACUGCAAGCCGGAGGUAGUUUGUCGUGUCUGCGGAGACAAGGCUUCUGGAAAGCACUACGGCGUUCCCUCCUGUGAUGGCUGCAGAGGUUUCUUUAAACGAAGUAUCCGAAGGAACCUAGAUUACAUUUGCAAAGAAAACGGUUCUUGCAUAGUGGAUGUGAGCAGAAGGAAUCAGUGCCAGGCCUGCCGCUUCUCGAAAUGUUUACGAGUUAAUAUGAAGAAAGAUGCUGUACAAAAUGAACGUGCACCGAGAACACUGGGCAAUCAACAUCAACUUGCUCUUCAAAAGCUGAGUUACUUAUCACGGCAGUCGGCUUUUUUUCCUAAUCAUUCUCCGGUAGCCUUAUCGACAUUUUCUCCAUAUACGUAUCCAAUACAAGACCGCGUCCAGAAUCCUUACUUGGCUAAUUCAUCCUUGCAAAAUUAUUCCAAUCAAUCAUCGAUACCAAUGGACGUUCCAAAUCUCAAUCCCCUUUUUAACAAUCCAAGUGCUAUAAAUCCGUUCAAAUUUCCGCUAUUCCCUGGACCCAUGCAAUACUCUUUACCACAUCCGCAUACAUAUUUUUCUGCAAAUAUUUUCUACCCUCCCAUCAUAUCUGCCGAGAAUCCUACACUGUACUUGGAUUCACAAGAAACUUCUUCGAAUGCAUUGCAUAACUCACAAUUCGGAACAUCUAUACAUAAGAAUAUCCCAGAAAAGCCUGACUCACUAAAUUGUGACAAAAUAAAAGAAAAUGAAGUUACCAGUUCUGAAGAAACCUGCAGGGACACGGCAUCAAAAGGCGCAACUAUUCAUAAAAUUCACAAUCAGUCAAACCAGAAAGUGGACUGCACAGAAAAUAUCAUCCCUAAAUGCAGUAAUAAAAAUAAGGAACAAGAUUUGUUUACGUCAAGAGAAAAACGUUUUUCGCUGUCUGACCUAGCUGAUUAUUCGGAAGUCGUUAGACAGACACAGGCCAAUGUAAUGUUUAUGGACAGAGGUGUUAAAUACAGGAUUGAUCCACAAAAUUCCCAAAUGGACAUAGAGUUAUACAAUCCAGGUGCAAGGAUGUUGGUGUCGGCCGUGCAAUGGUUACAUACAAUCCCGUCAUUCACACAAAUCUCCCAAAAGGAACAAAUAUUGCUGCUACAAAGUAAUUGGAAGGAAUUGUUUAUAAUGCAUGCGGCAGAAUACUCUUUUUGUUUCGACGAAGAACAGAUCUCACCUGUUAUCACGUCGAAACGGCCAAAUAUCAAAGAAGAGAUCAGGAAAUUGGCAGCGCUCUUGAAAAGAAUUUCCCUGUGCCGAUUAGAUAAAACUGAAUUCGAUUGCUUGAAGACAACGAUAUUAUUUCGAACAGAUUUCCUAGACGUCCCGUCAGUCACACAAAUGGCAAUCACUCAAGAGGAGACAUUAAUGCAACUACAGAAGCACUGUUCACAUAAGGACUUUUUCAGGCUCGGAAGAAUUAUGUUAUUAUUGCCUAGUAUAUGUUAUAUUGCAAACCAAGGUCUUCUAGAACAUCUACUUUUUUCAACUAUAUCGUUUCAAGACAUCCAUGAAAUACUUUCUAGAAUACUUAUUCACACUUCGACUUAA